AUGGCUGACCAAUGGAUCAACGUCCAACAGAAGACGUUCACAAAAUGGAUGAACACCAAGAUUUUACCGAGGGGCUUAGUGGUUAAGGAUCUCGUUGCCGACCUCAGUGAUGCUGUACUUCUAAUACACUUGCUCGAAUGCUUAUCUAGUGAAUCUUUGGGUCGAUAUGCCGCGAAACCGAAGUUGCGAGUACAAAAGUUCGAGAAUGCCAACACGGCGCUCAACUUCAUUAAGUCGAGGGGGAUUCAGAUGACGAAUAUCGGUGCAGAAGAUGUGGUUGACGGCAAUCGCAAGAUCAUUUUGGGUCUUAUUUGGACUCUCAUUUUGCGAUUUACCAUCAGCGACAUUAACGAGGAGGGUAUGACAGCCAAGGAGGGUCUUCUUUUAUGGUGUCAACGUAAAACAGCUUGUUACGACGAGGUCGACGUUCGGGAUUUCAGUAGUAGCUGGAAUGACGGACUCGCCUUCUGCGCCCUGUUAGAUAUCCAUCGACCUGAUCUUAUCGACUAUGACUCCUUGGAUAAAUCCGACCACCGGGGCAACAUGCAACUAGCGUUCGAGAUCGCUCAUAAGGAGAUUGGUAUCCCUGACUUGUUGGAUGUUGAAGAUGUUUGCGACGUUGCUAAGCCUGAUGAAAGGAGUUUGAUGACGUAUAUCGCCUACUGGUUCCAUGCCUUCUCGCAGAUGGAGAAGGUCGAGAACGCUGGUCGACGAGUAGAGAAGUUCGUUAAUAACAUGCAAGGGGCGUGGGAGAUGCAAAGCGCCUACGAGAAGCGGAUGGCUGAGUUGUUGAGACAGAUCAGGGAGCAAGUACAACAAUGGCAGCAAGCAACUUUUGAAGGAACUUACGUCGACGCAAAGAGACAAGCAAACGAGUUUGCAUCUUAUAAAAGAGGGAAGAAGAGAGAAUGGGUCGCCGAGAAGAGUGACCUAGCUACAUUAUUAGGAAACAUCAAGACCAAGCUCGGCACGUACCGACUAAGAGCGUAUGAGCCCCCACCAGAGUUGUCGCUAGAGACCAUGGAUAAGGAAUGGUCUAGGUUAACAGAGGCUGAGAUGAUGCGCGCCCAGCUGAUCAACGAGACUAUUCGAGAUAUCAAGAACGCGCUGCGUAAAUCGUUCGCCGACAAGGCUAAUGACUUUGCGCUUGCUCUUAAUACAAUGCAAAUCGCUAUCUCGGGUCUCGAAGGUGAUGUAGAAGACCAACUUCUACACGUGCGAAAGCUAAGUGAUAACCUGCCGCCUCUGGACGCGUACCUGGAAAAGAUUGAGGCUGUCGAUGCAAAGUGUCAGGAAGCCAACAUCGAAGAAAACGAUUUCACAACUUACACGUAUGACGAGCUGCUAUACGAACUAGGACUUGUCAAAUCGUCCGUGCAGAAAAAACUCGCCUUCUUGGAGAACCAGAUGGUGGCGCGUAACAUGACGAACCUAACACCAAUCCAGCUGGAAGAGUUCGAAUCCGUGUUCCGACAUUUCGACCGGGACGACACAAACUCGCUGUCAGAACUGGAAUUCUCGGCAGCGCUGGCAUCGCUCGGUCUAGUGUUUAGCGAAGAGGAGAUGCACGACUACUUCGUGGAGACGUCGCGGGGCCAGGACCGGGUAACGUUCGAGCAGUUCAUCCGGUUUAUGGUGGACGUGACGGAAGACCAGAACACAGCUGAACAAGUGUUCCAGAGUUUCCGUGAGGUCGCUGACGGCAAGCCCUACGUUACUGAGAUGGACUUGCGUCACUCCCUCGUCCCUGACGACGUCAUCGAGAAGCUCUGCGAGAUCGUCCCGCCUCACAACGGUCCCGACAUGGCUCAGGAUCGCGGCGUACCUCAGUACGACUACAUCAGCUUCAUGGAGAAGCUGAUAAGCCCCUCGCGCCGCGAUAGUACUAGCGGUGCGGCGGAGGGAGGCGGGCCGCUUCAGGAUAUUACGAAUGGGAGAGCGAGCCCAACCAAAAAGACUAACGGAUACCACUGA
Molecule: messenger RNA, 1974 nt
Organism: Daldinia caldariorum
Lineage: Eukaryota; Fungi; Ascomycota; Sordariomycetes; Xylariales; Hypoxylaceae
Product: calponin homology domain-containing protein
Exons: 4
Coding region: 1-1974 (657 amino acids)
Biological process (GO): actin filament bundle assembly; actin cytoskeleton organization
Cellular component (GO): cortical actin cytoskeleton; actomyosin contractile ring; cell projection
Molecular function (GO): calcium ion binding; actin lateral binding
Source: RefSeq, a predicted model, not a curated record